Onychostoma macrolepis is the source of this 1474-nucleotide messenger RNA. It is a transcript of the gene nagk, whose product is annotated as N-acetylglucosamine kinase. Lineage: Eukaryota; Metazoa; Chordata; Actinopteri; Cypriniformes; Cyprinidae. The transcript has 10 exons. Bases 343 to 1224 code for a protein of 293 amino acids. Gene Ontology annotation, molecular function: N-acetylglucosamine kinase activity. The record is from RefSeq and is a predicted model, not a curated record.
UUUGAGUUACUGAAUAAAAUUUGUGAAAAAAGUACAGAACGUUUUUCAAGCGUGAAUACAAAGGUUGGCAUGUGUUUAAACUAGUGUUUUGUAAGAUUCUCCGGUUGAUCAUGUCAGACAUCGUCAUCUGUCAUUGCCUCUUCAAUUAAACACUACAUGCGACAAGCUCUUACCUUUCCAAACUUCUGAUGCUGGACGUACAGUUGUCCCUCCUUAACCGGUGGGACACACUCUAAAGCAGUACUGGUUUCUGCUGAGGGACACAUCCUCGCUGAGACAGAUGGACCAUGUACCAAUCACUGGUUGGUUGGUGUUGAUAAUUGCAUUAAUGGUAUCAAUGACAUGGUCCAGAGGGCUAAAAUCAAGGCAGGGCUGGACCCGGACACACCAGUUUGUUCAUUGGGUAUGUCUUUGAGUGGUGGAGAGCAGAAAGCUGCUAUCCAGAAGCUGAUUGAUGACAUGAGGGAGCGAUACCCCAAGCUGAGCCAAAGUUAUUUUAUUACCACCGAUGCCAUUGGCGCUAUGGCCACUGCCAGUGAUUAUGGAGGUAUAGUGGUGAUAUCAGGCACUGGUUCGAACUGUAAGCUGGUCAAUCCAGAUGGCACACAGGUUGGCUGUGGGGGUUGGGGUCACAUGAUGGGAGACGAGGGCUCAGCAUAUUGGAUUUCUCACUUGGCUAUUAAAACGGUUUUUGAUGCCAGAGAUAACCUCGUCACAUCCCCUCAUGAUAUCACCUAUGUUAAGAAGGCCAUGGAAGAAUAUUUCCAGGUGUCAGAUUUGAUGGGAAUGCUUCCUGAUUUGUACAGAAACUUUCAGAAGUCACAUUUUGCAGGGUUCUGUAGGAAACUAGCUGAAGGUGGUAGUGCUGGUGAUGCUUUGUGCCAGCACGUGUUCACAGAAGCUGGAAAAGCGCUUGCACGCCACAUUGUAGCUGUCCUUCCUAAAGUACAUCAGGAUCUGUUUUCUGGCGAGCUUGGCUUGCCUGUUCUAUGUGUCGGUUCUGUGUGGCGCAGCUGGGAACUGAUGAAAUCUGGUUUCACUCAGGUCCUCUCAGAGGCUCAGGCUCAUGGUUACAGUCACUUCCAUAAGUACAGUCUGCUUACUCUUCAUCAGUCCUCCGCUCUGGGUGGUGCCAAAAUGGGGGCCCAGAACGCAGGAGCCAGCCUCCCUCUGGACUACUCAGCCAAUGUCAAUGUGUUUUUCAGCCAUACCUUCAAUCAAUGAUCCGAUCCGGAAGAAACAGACCUUUGAGAUUCUGCUGAAGAACUGAUAGAGAAAUGUGUUUCCAGAUUUUCCUCUUGUUGGGGUUGUUUCUCAAACACCCAUAUAUUCCAAAAAAAAAAAAGAUUUGAAAAAAGCUAUUGUAAAUUUUGGUAACUUUUUUUUUUAAUAAACAUUGCAAAACUCAUUAACAAAAUGUCAUUAAAAAUUGAUAUGGAUACUUUUGAAAAUAAAUGUUUAUAAUUUUGGUGUA